AUUUUCUCUAUCGCUUCUCUUGUUUUGUUUUGGUAUAUUCUCAUUUUACGAGUUUCAAGGAAAGUUUAGGGCUCUUCUGGUUUGUAAAGAACAAAGGGAGGCACAUAAUCUAGUUCGUAAAUGAUAAUUUGGGAACGAACAGAUUUUGAAGAUGAGCGGGUCUAACGAAGGCCCCCCCCGCAGUGAGCUUGUAAACUCUAUGCUCAGAGGCCGGCCUGAUGUGGCCUUAGACUUAAUUGCUGCUGUAAAAGGACUACAUGAGCUCACCCCACAACAACUCAGCAAACUAAUCAGGGAUUCAAGGAAUAAUGUUGUUCGACAUGUUGCUGAAGAUGGAUCAGAGAUACAGGUUGACUUGGAAAAAUUUGCAAGGUGUCUUCCUCUUCACCUGAUUGCCGUGAUUAUGGCUUGGGAACGGGACAAGGCCACUUUCAAAUACUUGUUGUGUGGAAUUCUUCUGCUGCAUUCUAUGUGCGAUCUUGCAUCUCGUGUGCCCAUAAUUGAAGAGAUAUUUCGUAAUGACGAAGAGGUAUCCGAACAGCUUAUUGAUUUAGUCUUUUAUUUGCUCAUCCUCCUUGGUGCAUUCAAACAGGAAAAUUGCGACGUUCCCAAUGACAUGGUUCUUUUGCACUCAGCCUUGGUUGCGUGCAGCCUAAAAUUAUUGACUGUCAUUAUUACUCCUAAGUUCGAAGAGGUUGCUCAAGUUUUGCUUGCAUAUAAGGUUAAAAUUUUUAUGGAUGCAACAUUGUCUGCUGUUUCUAUUGAUGUAAAGUUCCUCCAAACCAAGCUGUCUGCUGACAACAUUGACUCCUCUGCCAACAAUACACCUACGGCUGGAGAGACCUUGAACCAUCUUUUCCAACAGUGUGACUCUUCUUUGGUGUUUCUGCAAUCUUUAUGCGAGCAGCAGAUUUUCAGAGAGAGCAUUGUUAAAAAUAAGGAGUUUUCUGGAAAUGAAGGGGUUUUUGUACUGGUUCGAGCUGUUCUUAGCUUAAAAGUAUCUCCAUCUUACAGUACAUUGUCAUCAUAUAUGGCAUCAGUCUCUCGGUUGAAAACCAAAGCUUUAUCUAUUCUACUCUACCUUUGUGAAACAGAGAAUGUUUCCUACCUUGAUGAAAUUGCAAGCAAUAUUAAAACUCGGAAUCUGGCAAAGGCUAUUGUAUUGCAGGUUCUUGAAUUAUUGAAGACUAUGUUUGGAGUAGAUACAACUGCUCCAAAGACAAUCUAUCCAAAAGGGCAGCUGGAACUUAAUGCUAUGCGAAUCGUGGAUAUGUUCUCUGAUGAUUCAAAUUUUCGACCAUAUAUCAUGAUGAACUUUACGGAGACUUUGGCAGCAACCUUUUCACUUCCGCAUGGAGAGUUUUUGUCUGGUUGGUGUUCAACUGAUCUUCCAGUCUGUGAAGAUGAUGGAAUAUUAGAUGUGCCUCGAGCAUCUUAUGCCCAUCAGAGGACAUCUUUAUUCAUAAAAGUGAUUGCGAACCUUCAUUGUUUUGUUCCUGAUGUAUGUCAAGAUGAGAAGAACCAUUUUUUCCAGAAAUUCAUUAGUUUCUUACAGAAGGAAUCAUCACAACAAGCGAGUGGAUCUCAAUCUUCUGUUGAUCCUGAAAAAUCUACUGCUGUUACAAAGAAUCUGUAUUCACUGUUAACUCACGCAGAGUCUUUGGUACCUGAAUUUAUAAACGAGGAAGAUGUUCACCUUUUAAGAUUGUUUAUCGAUCAAUUUAAGGCUCUACUUGUUCCUGCUGCAUCUGUGGAUCAAAUCCAGGAUGCUCAAAAUACAGAAGAGUGCUCUUCAUCUUUGCACAAAGGAGUAGCACCAAAUCAUGAUCAUAAUGGUGGCAAUGUGGAAGUGGACAGAAGUGAGACUGUUGCUUCCCGAGAAACAGAUCAAUUGAUUAUCAGUGGAAAUGCUAAGAAAUCUGAAAUGGCAGAACAGAUUAAAUAUAUUGGACCCACCACACAUUUAAGAGAAGUUGAGAGAGAUUCUCGGAUUACUGAAACAAGUGGUUCAGAUUCUAGUCCCACACGAGGAAAGAACUCCAUUGAUCGGUUGGAUGCUGAUCAAGUAAAAGGAUCUGGAUUUGAUGAAACUCUGGAGGAUGAAAAGGUUGAUGCUAUAAAUUCAGAUGACAGGCAGCAAAGAAAACGGAAACGAACUGUCAUGAAUGAUAAACAAAUAGCUCUUAUUGAAAGUGCCCUUGUGGAUGAGCCUGACAUGCACCGUAAUGCAGUUGCAUUACGAUCAUGGGCUGACAAACUGAGCCUUCAUGGCGCUGAGGUUACAACUUCCAGGCUUAAAAAUUGGCUUAAUAACCGAAAAGCUAGGCUGGCUCGAGCAGCCAAGGAUGUCCGUGUAUCUUAUGAAGGGGAGAAUCUCGGUAAACAAGGGGGUUCUGAACACCUGGAUUCACCCCAGAGUCCUAUGGAUGAUACUCGCGUUAGGGGGAGUGUUAGGACUGAGGUGAUAGACACUGCACUGACAUCCAACGUUGACGUGGACUUGGGAACCACGGUCGCUGUACCUCAGGAUGUUGUAAAAUCAGGUGUUAAUGUUGAGGCAGGGCAAUAUGUAAUGCUUCUUGGUGAGAAUGGUGAGAAAGUUGGCAAGGGUAAGGUUUUUCAGGUCCAUGGUAAAUGGUGCGGGAACGCCCUGGAUCAAUCUGGAAUGUGCGUGGUGGAUGUUUGGCAACUGUCGGUUGACAGAUCCUCUAAGGUUCCUCAUCCCAUGGAAGUGACAGGGACCACAUUUGAUCAGGCGGCAAAAAGACUCGGAUUGAUGCGGGUGCUGUGGGAUUUGAAUAAAUUGAUCAAGUCGCCUCUUAUUUGAACUGCGAUGAUGCAGCUGCUGCCCGGAACCAACGCUCGGAUAUAUUCUGUAUGGAGUUUUGGAGGCCAAGUUUGAAAGAAAAACUCAGACUCAGGUUUUGUGGUACUUGUUUUAAAAUUUUGAGGCUAGUAGUGAAAGUUUUCAAACACUAGCCUUCAAUUGUGGCAAAUAUGUUGUGGAUGCUGUGCUAUUUGUCGCAUUAACAUGUACACAUAUAUGCGUAUUUUCGACUCAUUUUCUUCGAUAAA
This is a messenger RNA of Andrographis paniculata, 3075 nucleotides long. RefSeq names its product nodulin homeobox. Gene Ontology annotation, biological process: flower development. The record is from RefSeq and is a predicted model, not a curated record. NCBI's taxonomy places the organism in Eukaryota, Viridiplantae, Streptophyta, Magnoliopsida, Lamiales, Acanthaceae. The transcript has 19 exons. Bases 152 to 2827 code for a protein of 891 amino acids. Gene Ontology annotation, molecular function: single-stranded DNA binding.